Messenger RNA from Macroventuria anomochaeta, 860 nucleotides. RefSeq lists its product as uncharacterized. Bases 1 to 672 code for a protein of 223 amino acids. NCBI's taxonomy places the organism in Eukaryota, Fungi, Ascomycota, Dothideomycetes, Pleosporales, Didymellaceae. The transcript is spliced from 2 exons. The record is from RefSeq and is a predicted model, not a curated record.
AUGCUACAUCUGUUGGCCUGUGUGCGUCGAACGCAGGAGCACGUAACUCUGCUCCAAGAGUGUAUUGACGAAGUCAAAGACAAUCUAUCGCUCUUUCUGUUUAUGAAGCAAUCGAGUACACAAGGAAGAGAUAUGGGUACUCGAUCACCUUCCCUAAGGCCUGUGGUCCUUUACAAGGUGCGGCUGUUUCGCUUGCGAGUGCGUAAUACAGACGAAGUCCCAGAUCACAACCCAUGUUGUAUGUCCUCCACACCCAGCGUGUGCGAAUGUAUACCCCCGGGACCAAAAGUUGAGCCCGCUCCUGACGCAGAAUACCGUUGCAAGCCAGCCGGCUCACCGGCCACCUGGCCCCUCGUAUUGUCCGCUGGUUUGGUACAUAUGCUCUCCUCGCCCCAGUGUAUCAAUGAACAAGAGACGUGGGUGCUCGAUCUGCUACCAAAGCGCACACGUGGCCAGCUCCAAGAAAGGGCAGGCCAGCCUGUAGAAGGAUGUGGCAUAUAUUAUCAGGAGGGUGUCGACUUUGAUGUUAUCAUUAGUGUGGUGUUCGGGGUCUUCAUUCUGGCCAGCUUGUUGUUUGGCGUGUACAAAGUUGGAAUAAGACAUCCAGGGUGCUUUCGGUGUCAGCUCGUAUAUGGUUGCGGCGAGUGGGAUCUCUAUGGCUUGGCCUGCUAGCCGGGCGAAGAACUUUGGCUAAAGCAAACCGUGACAUUGUAGGAUUUGGAGCUUUUUCCAUCUUCUAGUCGCGAGUCCAGAUGAAACUAUACCAUCACAUUUUCCAUAAUGUUUCUUGUCCCGAGCUAGAACAUCAAAGAAGUACGGCUGUAGCAUAUGACUGCUGCUAGACUCAAUCUGUACAUUUA